Messenger RNA from Diversispora eburnea, 2343 nucleotides. NCBI's taxonomy places the organism in Eukaryota, Fungi, Glomeromycota, Glomeromycetes, Diversisporales, Diversisporaceae. The record is from the annotation of a GenBank genome assembly.
AUGUCAACAAAUGUUAACGAAGACAGGAAAAGGCUGAAGGAUUUAAUAAAUGAGGCUGUUAAUCUCGAAAGAGAAUUAAAACAAGAACAGGAAAAAAGGAAAUUUAAUAAAACCGAGAACUUAAUAGAUUCGGAAGAUGCCGAAUUUUUACGGAAUAGUCUUAAAGACAUUUAUGAAGAUAUUAUUUUAAUUGAUCUUAAAUUCGCCAACGAAAACAACAUCGAAGAAAAACUUUGGCGCUAUGUGUUUUAUAAUCCUAUCGAAGAACUCAGGCAGAAAUUACGCCGAAUCAACAAACACGAAAAGACAAAUGAAUACGAAGCGGCAUAUCUAGAAAUGUGUCGUUAUCUUGACUUGGGAAAUGGAUUUUAUCACACUAUCGUAAAUAACUUAAAAAUUCGUGAAAACAUAAAUUUUGAUCAGAUUGGAAUUGAAAUUUUUAAGAAUAGUACUCCCACAUCACCCCUUAAUUCCCGUCCCGCGUCCAAAAUCCGAAAGAAAGAACUCUCAUCCGAAUGUAUUCAACGAUGCCUUAUUAAUCUCGGGGAUUUAGCUCGUUAUCGCGAAAUGAUUCAAGAAUCCAACGACAAAUGUUGGGAGUUUGCGAGACAAUUUUAUACCACUGCUGCUCGAGUUUACUGUGACAAUGGAAAAGCUCAAGCCCAAUUGGCACUUCUUUCAAUGCUUCGAGAUAAAGAUAUCGACAUUGUUUAUUGGUAUUGUUUCAGUCUUUCUACAAAACAACAUCCGAGUACAUCUUUAGAGAAUUUAAAAGUAUUCUACACAAAAUUUACUCAGCGAGCUCAACAAAAUAAUCUUGAUUCGGAUGUUAUGCCAGAAAUCAACAAUUUCCAAAAGAAAUUCUUGGAAAUUCAUCGUUGCCUAUUUGAGGAAGAUAUUGAUAGUUUGUUGAAGCAUGAAUUUUUCCCUGAAGAUCUUAUUACAAUAUUUGAACAUUUGUUAGAUUCUCAGAUAGACAAACAUAAUUUAAUUUUAAUUCUUAAAAAGUUCAUUUUUAUCCUUAUAUUCACUAUCUGGGAUAUUCGCAAUGGAUCAAUCCAAACACGUAUUAUUGAGCUUCGUAACUUGCAAUUAAUAGCUAUUGGAUUAUCCUUUGGUCUUUUAACUCCAGUUAUUAAUAAAUUCAUCUUGAAUUAUGAGUCUGGAUCAUCAAUAGAAUUGGAAUAUUUGGCGGUAGUAUCUUUAUGGUGUCAAUAUUUAGGGACGUUGGUUGAUUCUAUAUGUCAAUUUUAUACAUACGCAAAGUCGGUAGAGAAUGAAACUUUAUCUCGCAUUUUUUUAACGAAUUUGAAGAAUUUCUUUAAAUCAGUUUCUAGUAUCCUUAAUCAUCCGAAAAUAUCUUUUUUAUUGGGGGUUGAUUAUGAUCUUUUGGAGUUGGCUAAAAAUUCAGUUUCUGAAGAUUUAGAAUUCUUAGGCGUGGUUCCUUUGCGUACCCUACAGCAAGAAAUCAUUUUUACGUCAAAAGUUGAUCCACUAAAAAUAAGAAUAGCAAGAUUGAUUUUAUUUGGAAGAAAAAUGGCAGAAAAUAAAUCAUUUGAUAUAUUUUGUUACAAUGAAUCGACGGGACAGUAUAUAUUGGUUGAUGAAGAAACCAAGAAGAAGGAACGUCAAAGAACCAUGAAAUUGUUGGCACAACAAUUUUUGCAGGAUCAAGUGAAUUCAUUAGAAAAUAAUUUACAAAAGAUAGGGCAUCCCUCACAACGACAAGCCAUCUCAAAUUCUGGUCCACCUUUAAAGAAAUACGUGGUCGAUACAGGGGUAAUGCUUAAUCAUUUGAAUUAUGUCAAAAAAUGGGUCAACGAAAGGAAAUAUUCUGUUAUUGUCCCUUUAGAUGUUAUUGAUUCCUUGGACCUUAUUAAAAAAGGAAAUAGUCAAGAAAACGUCAGAGCUCGAGAAGCCAUUCGAUAUUUAGAUCAGCAAAUAAAAAAAAGUAAUCAUCAAGUUAGUAGUAGCCCUGAGCAAAACCAUAUUGAGCAUUUCAUUCGUGCACAACAAAUUGAUGAAAAAUUGCCUCAAUGGGCUUUCGCAGAGGGAUAUCUUGUUGAUGACGGAGAUCAAGAUAAUCAAGAUAAUAUUGGUGAUAAUGAUCAAACCAAAGAUUUCGAUGAAGAAAAAUCCGAGGAACGUCAAAGGAUCAUUAAUUCAAAUGAGAAAUUUAACAUUAAUAAUAUACCAAAAAUGUAUCGUCCAAUGUUGAGUUGCUGGCUUUAUUAUGCACGAUUGUCAAAUAUUGAAGAGAUAUUUUUCGUGACGGAAGAUCAAGAAUUAACUAAAUAUUCUAAAAUGUUUGGAUUGCCCGUUGUUGGAGUUGAAAAUAUUUAA